AUGUCCGAGCUGAGCAAGUGCUUCUAUCAAGUGACUGCAGGCCGUUCCUGUCGUGAGCUGUGCCAUCCGGAGUAUGCGACGUGUUGGCAAUCGUUCGUGGGUAUUACAAAAACAUUGCUGCCCGGUAGCUACAAGCUCUAUCUAACACUGCUGGUGAUCCCGCCGCUAGUGAAAGGAAGUGGCUACACUGCAGAAUACUGGAGGAAUCACAUCCUGGGCUACGCGUCGAUUUCGUUCAAAACGUACAUCCAGGCAAUCAGUGGACUAACGCUGCAAUGUCUACUCUACAAACUAUUCGGCAGGCUGCACUACUACUGUCUGAUGGGUGUGCCGGGUUUCGUCAGUGCGGCACUGGUGCCCAAGCUACCGAAGGUGCAUUUACGUCUCCAGGGCAUUACCUACUUCAACAUGAUGCUUGAGGUGAUGAUCAGGAAGAGCAAGCUGCGGUGUCUGCAACACCUGCGCCAAUCGCCACUGUGGGCAACCGUUUGCUUCAUGCUGUUCAGUGCCAGGAUUAUGGACGUGCUGCGGGCGGACACCGUCAACCAAUUCUGGAUCAUGUAUCCGGCAACGUCCAAGCAUGAGCAAAUGGAAAGCACCUGCCUGCAUGAUGCGUCCUGCCGAUCGUACGUGCUUGAUGGCAUCUGGAAGUACGCACUGGUUGGGUUUACUAUUGAAGCUGCCCGUGCCCUACUAUCCAAGGGUGCGCUGAUGUACGGGGAACCUUCCAGAUUUUUCCAAGAAAUGCGACAAGCCAUCGGUUUAGCGCUGCCCUUCUUUUUAGCGGCUUACGUUGGUAGCUUCCGGGGCAUCAGUUGCUCGCUGGCGCAUUACGCCGGUCGGGAACGUCCCGAACAUGCCCGACUAGCCGGGCUGCUCAGUGGAGUCAGCUACUUGAUCUACCCGAAGUAUCAGAUAUUCACGCUUGGUUUUACAAAGCUUUUGGAGAUGUCCUGGGAGCAUCACCUCAACACAGCCAAAGCGAAGCCCGGCUGGAUGAAGUUACUGCAGCGCGUACCCGUCCUGCGGAUGGUGCACAUGGUAUCGAUCGGCUACAUGUACCAUGCGCUCGUCUUCCAUUCACACCUCUCACCACCGUUCAACUCGAAAUGCGUGAAUUACUGUUCCGGCUUCCGUGUGGAGCGCCUCAAGCGCCGGCUCGUCGCGUGGAUGCUCGAACAUUCCUGGAGCACCGCCCGCCAGUGA
This is a messenger RNA of Anopheles marshallii, 1206 nucleotides long. Its product is annotated as transmembrane protein 135-like. Lineage: Eukaryota; Metazoa; Arthropoda; Insecta; Diptera; Culicidae. The coding region runs from base 1 to 1206 and encodes 401 amino acids. The record is from RefSeq and is a predicted model, not a curated record. The transcript has 5 exons.